Colletotrichum tamarilloi is the source of this 2136-nucleotide messenger RNA. RefSeq lists its product as uncharacterized. The record is from RefSeq and is a predicted model, not a curated record. The transcript has a single exon. Bases 1 to 2136 code for a protein of 711 amino acids. Lineage: Eukaryota; Fungi; Ascomycota; Sordariomycetes; Glomerellales; Glomerellaceae.
AUGACACGCUUCAAGUCCUCGAAACCCAAGCUCAAGCCGGAGCACGACAGUUCAGAAAGCAAGCACUCGCCAAGCUACUCUCACCGUCUUCGACAAGGUCUCGGCUCUCUAGGUCUCGCAACAGUAGGCGGCGGCACAGCCUUGGUCCUCGCACUCCUCGGUUUCCUCCUCUUCCUAUGGACCGGCGAAGGCUCGCAAGACGGCAAGACAGCCGCGACCCUGUGGCGGUGGAUCAUGCUCAACCAACACAUUACUCAGGCCAUCACCCUGUCAACAGUUCUACUGCGUAUCGCAGUCACAGCACAGGCGUCCAUCUACACAAGUCUCCUUGCGGGCGUGGUUCUAGAGAAGCACGGUGUCGCUCUCUUUCGAGUUGCUGAGAUGUCUAUCAUCCGGUGUACAAACGACGGGCCUUUCCAAUUGACUUGGUUGCUCAUGACGUCUGCACGAAAAGCAUACUUGCAGACCGGGUUAGCAAUCAUACUAUUGCUCACGACGUUUGUUGUUCAGUUCUCGUCGACUCUUCUGGUAUCUGAUCUGGGGUUGGAUAAUCUUGUCGGCGAUGCCAAAGCAAAGACAUUCGAUGUGCAUAUGAGCCACGAUGUCAUCUCCCUGAAUCGACAGAUGAACAACUGGAUCAGUCGUCCGACAGCAUAUGUGCCAUUUGGCGAGUUGCCAUCAGAGGCAAACACAUAUACAGAUAAUCAGUCGAGGUUCAGCGAUACCGGGAUUGUAAGAAGAACCUUUUUGCCCCUCUCAUCAUCGCAAAUGUCGACGCUGCGUCAAUACACCGGCGGUGCUUACGGCUUCGAGUCGCGCUUUGUAUGUCUCCGUCCAUCGGUGUCCGCCUUCCUCUCGGUGACUGUUCCAGCACCGGGCUCAGAUACUGUCCCUUUCUACCUAAAGGUCGCGGGCAUUUUAUCAUACGAGACCAUGUUCCGCGAGGCGGGACUAUCACCACCAGAAAACUGUGAAAACGGGGAUUGUUUUCCGUCAGGUUUCAACUGCUCGCUAUCUCAGUUUCAAUACACUGAAACGCAAGCACGGCAGGGCUUCACGAACAGCUUGUGCAUUCCCAAUGGCAUAGCCGCGCGGCCGAGCGCUCAGAACCACACCAUCUCAGAAGACCCCAUCACCGCGUACUCCCAGGUAUUUCUAUUCUUCAGAAAUAACGGUACCCAUGAUCUGUGGAAAGGACCGGGCAAUCGUGUCCUGGCGGGGACAUUCGGUCUGACAAAUGUUACUUCUACUGAUGAUGAAUGGCUCACAUACAAUCGUCCCAUUGGGGGAAGGCUUCAAGGAGGGGAAAGAAUCGAGACGGGCGUGUUGCGGCUGGACAUGUCGCUCUGCUUCCAGCAGUUAGCCUUCAACUUUGCGGAAGUUAAGCUUUCCAGCAAGAAGGACCUAAAAGAGUCGCAAGUAACUUGGACUCCAGAGACGAAGGCUUGGAACACGAAGAGAAUUCAGAAACUCAUGGGUGUUGGAGCCCACAGCAAAAGCACCAACAGUCGCGGGAUCUUUUCGGUGGACUCGGUGCAAAACCCCCACCACCUAAACGCAACGCAAUACCUAACCAACAAGCUCAUCAACGACUUAUACAACUCGCCGCGAACAUUCAAUUUUUCCCUCUUCAUGGAUCCCCAAGGCAGCGGGAACUCUCCCAUCAAGCCGCACGUUGAGUACCAGGCCAUCUUCGCCGACAUCCUUAACGUCACCAGUCGUCCCGGCGUAGCGAUGCAGUCGACUCUAACGGCUCUCUCAGGCUCUAUCAUCAACGAAGCCCUUCCGCAGUUCGACGUCCAGGGCAACGCCAUCUUGACUUCUUCGGUGCGCGUGAUGACGCCAAGAAGCCUUCGGGGUCUGCUCAUCAUCUUUGGCGUCAUGGCUCUGAACAUGGCGUGUGGUCUUGCCGUGGUACUUGUUUUCAUGGUACAGAGUCAGUACUCUAGUCAAGGGAAUUAUUGGCAGGGCGUGGCGCAGAUUGUGUCUGAUGAGACGGCGUGGAUCCUAGAGGGGGCGACAGACGCGAGCGACGGUCAUGUCGAGAAUGAGGUAAGAGGCUCAAAUAACCUCGUCUGUGUUAGUCGUUCAGAGAGGAGUGGACGGGUGCGUGUGGGUCCAGUUAAAGCUGGUUAG